CCUCUGCGCGGUCCCGUGCUUAAAUGGACAAUUUUAGGCCUCAGUGGCACGUCCCUGUUCGGCGCCUCUGGCAAGAUGCCACAAAAAGCUUGGGGGAGAAGCAAAGCGUAGAGGAGAGCUGAGACAUGGAGCGAGCCGUGAAAGAAGGGGGAGGGAACAGAGAGAGAGAGAGAGAGAGAGAGAGAUUAGCAGAUGAACGCAGAGUAUAACUUUGAGGGCUCACAGGAAGAGGCAGGGCAGGAAGAACUUUUGGCCGCUUUCUUUUGGGCCUUUUUCACAUGUCACAGGCAUCUGUGUCUACAGAUUGAAAAAUAUGAGAGCUCGUAUCAUAUCUUUGCGGAAGGCUUGCAUUUUCAUCCAGUUCCCAACUCACUACUGAAACUUGGAAGAAGACAACGGGCAGAAAGUCGUUCCAAACUGGGCCACGGCUCUAACACCUGUUUUCCCGAAGGAUUCGCCGGAGCGCCACCAUGGGCUCCGGUGCUUGAGGCAAUCGUUCCGUCUGUUAUCUUGGAGGGCCAGGGAAGCUCUAGGAAGGAGAUGUCAUCCUACUUCCCCCGCACCAAAGACCUGACUCGUACCAGGAGGUCAGUCACCGACUCCCCGCCAUCGUCUCCAUCCCCUACAGACAAAAGCUUUCGACAUGACAGAUUGACAAGAUUCGACUCCAGCGGGGAGAAUGUGACCGACAGACUGGGCAGGACCAGUUCUUACACUCGCAGGGAGACCAGGCUAGCUUCGCUGAGCAAGCAGGAGCAAGACUCCACAAGCAAAGACUAUAAGAAGAUGUACGCAGAGGCGCUACAGGAGAAUGAGCGUUUGAAGUCCAGGUUGCAGGACAGCAAACAGGAACUGGUCCACAUUCGUUCCCAGCUGGAAAAAGUGACACAAAGACAAGACAGGAUAGCAGAGAAAUCUACUUUGCUCGAAUCUGAGAAAAAGGAAAAACAUGCCCUUGAAAAGAAAGUGUCAGGCAUGGAAGAGGAAAUGAAGCAGGACCCCCCGCCGAGGUUCCGCUGUGGGUACCAGCCCUGAGGGGAGGGGGUGGGGAUGGUCUUAACAGAGCUCAAGACGGACAACCAGAGGCUAAAGGAUGAGAACGGCGCUCUCAUUCGGGUCAUCAGCAAAUUGUCAAAAUAAAAAGGACGUCGCAACGGAAAGCUGCUUGUUUGCGGGUGUUCAACACGUUUAUCUGAGUUCUCCAGUCUCGCAAUCAGGUCAUCUACAAUCUGAUCCAAUGUUUGCGUCAAUUGGUUUACGCCAUACUGUAAUCAUAACCAGCCCUGAUUAUUUAUAAGGACCAAGCGUACAGGUUGAUGGAAAUUUGAAAAUAUUGGAUAUUCUAUUUUGAUAAGUAUUGCAUGAAGAUUCCUCGGCACAUCACAUCGUAGACUUUGGGUCACUACGCCACAAAAAAUAUAUAUGUACAGAAUAUGUUUUCUUAAUAAUAAAAAAACUAAUUGGGGUCUUGGGCUAGUCGAUAUCACAGACUGGUCGCAGAAGAAUGACUGAAAUAUCCAAGAGAUUUUCAAACACAUACUUUUAAGAUGCACUGGUCGGUCCUCAUAUUGGAAACGG
Syngnathoides biaculeatus (alligator pipefish) is the source of this 1578-nucleotide messenger RNA. RefSeq names its product protein phosphatase 1 regulatory subunit 12B-like. Gene Ontology annotation, molecular function: protein kinase binding; phosphatase regulator activity; enzyme inhibitor activity. Lineage: Eukaryota; Metazoa; Chordata; Actinopteri; Syngnathiformes; Syngnathidae. The record is from RefSeq and is a predicted model, not a curated record. Gene Ontology annotation, cellular component: Z disc; cytoplasm; A band. The transcript is spliced from 8 exons. The coding region runs from base 193 to 1035 and encodes 280 amino acids.